This is a messenger RNA of Hordeum vulgare subsp. vulgare (domesticated barley), 1364 nucleotides long. Its product is annotated as probable inactive heme oxygenase 2, chloroplastic. Gene Ontology annotation, molecular function: heme oxygenase (decyclizing) activity. The transcript is spliced from 4 exons. The coding region runs from base 45 to 959 and encodes 304 amino acids. Gene Ontology annotation, biological process: heme oxidation; phytochromobilin biosynthetic process. Lineage: Eukaryota; Viridiplantae; Streptophyta; Magnoliopsida; Poales; Poaceae. The record is from RefSeq and is a predicted model, not a curated record.
GGUGGUGAUAGUGAAGCUGUUUGCCCAAGUCCAAGUGGAUAACCAUGCCGCUCGCCAUUGCCGUCCCCUCGGCGGCGGCGCCGCUCCGGCGACCACAUCACUUCCGCUUUCUCCAGCCAUCAAGAAAGCUUAGCCUAUCCAGAACACGCUGCGCCUCUUCGCUCCCGGCAGAGACGCAGCCAGCUCCUCCGCAACCCCGGCGGUACCCGAGGCAGUACCCAGGCGAGGCGGUGGGCGUUGCCGAGGAGAUACGGUUCGUUGCCAUGCGCCUCCGCAACACUAAGCGCAGUACUCGUAAGGGAAAUAAUAGGGCUGACGGAGUCGAGGAAGACGAUGAAUCGGAGGAGGAGGUGGAGGACAACGAGGAGAUGGACGAGGAGGGCAACGACGAAGUGAAGGAGGAGGAGGGGGAGGACAACCAUGAAGUGGAGGAGUGGAUGCCCAGCAUGGAAGGGUUCGUGAGGUACCUUGUGGAUAGCAAGCUUGUCUUCGACACCGUCGAGCGGAUCAUCGCCGGGUCUACGGACGUCGCCUAUGUUUACUUCAGGAGAAGUGGUAUGGAACGUGCGGCUAGCAUUGAAAAAGAUUUGGAGUGGUUCAGAGAACAAGCAAUUGAAAUUCCAGAGCCAAGUACUUUUGGAUCAACAUAUGCAGCUUAUCUGUCUGAAUUGGCUGGGAGGAGUGCCCCGGCCUUCCUUUCCCACUAUUACAAUAUUUAUUUUUCCCAUACAACAGGAGGGUUGGCGAUUGGUAAAAAGACAUGCGACAAAAUUUUGGAAGGAAGACUGCUGGAGUUCUACAAAUGGGAUUCUGACCCAGAGAUUUUACUAAAGGAUGCUAGGGAGAAGCUUAAUGAGCUUAGCAAGCACUGGUCUCGAAAGGACAGGAACUUGUGCUUGAAAGAAGCUGCAAAAUGCUUUCAGUACAUGGGGCGGAUUGUGCGGCUAAUGGUUUCAUAGAUUCAUGGACAAACGACCAAUCUCUCUAGAGGCUUCAGUUGAUUUGAACCUGAUGACGGAGAAAAGCUCGAGGCUUACUGCAGUUUCAUCUUUCUAGAGACAGUGUUUUCUUUCUAGAGGCGGCUCGGCCCCGCGACCCCUGUUCGUCUAUUCUCGGUAUCGCAGGCGCUCAAGGAUUAGUGGAUUACAGUAGAACGUACCGGAUGCUCGUCUAUUCAUCUACUGGCAGGUGCUCCCCUGGGCAGUUGACUGCCUACUUCCUGCCUUGCUUCUUCCUUAUAUAUGGAGAAUAAUGUAAAGGAUUACAACUUAGGGGGUGCUUAAUGUAGUUCGGAGCAUAAAUGUACCACACGCGGGAGAGUACCAAAUAUCAAUAUACUGUUGCCGAGCAGUUCAGAGUACUAA